Molecule: messenger RNA, 1179 nt
Organism: Trematosphaeria pertusa
Lineage: Eukaryota; Fungi; Ascomycota; Dothideomycetes; Pleosporales; Trematosphaeriaceae
Product: alpha/beta-hydrolase
Exons: 4
Coding region: 1-1179 (392 amino acids)
Molecular function (GO): hydrolase activity
Source: RefSeq, a predicted model, not a curated record
AUGAUACUGGGCCAGAUCUCAUAUCUGGAUUGCGUAGCCUUCCUAGUGUUCCUGGCGCCGCAAUUGCUGAUCCACGUCGGUCUCAUCCGCACUGCAACGUGGCUGCUUCGGGAACUACCCUCGUUGAUUCCGCAAGUAUUCGUCAUUCCGUAUCAGUUUGUUGCCGAAAGGUACUUGACGCCAUAUGAACACCGAAGCCCCUUCGUCAAGCGAGCUACCGUCUUUCAAGACAUCGUCAUCCGCUGCGUUAGAUAUGCAUUCGCAUUUAUGCCAGCCUUCCUGGGACGCGUGUUUUUCUCGAAGGCUGUGUCAUUACCAUUCCUACGCUUUCGGAUGCUCCGGCACGGCAUCGUGACUGCACCGCUGCGAUGGAACGAAAUCAACAGGCCUGGUCUUAAAGGCAUAUGGAUCACCCAUAAUCAGCAGGAACAGCCUGACGUUAUCGUCUACUACUGCCAUGGCGGUGGUUUCUCCAUGGGCUCCAGCUAUUUUUACAUGGAAUUUCUCCUUGCGUGGGUUUCCCUGUUGAAAGCUGCUGGCUAUAGAAACCCAGCACUCUUUGCUCUAGAGUAUACCCUCGUGCCAGACGCUGUAUAUCCCACCCAACUCCAGGAAACGCUUGCAGGGUACGAGUACGUGCUCUCUAUUGCGCGCGAUCCUACGCGCAUUUGCGUUGGUGGCGACUCAGCUGGAGCAACACUCAUCCUAAGCUUCCUCCUCUACAUCACAGACCACCCCGAGCUACGACACCGGCGCCCCGGAUUAGCCAUGAUGAUCUCACCCUGGGUCACCAUCAUCUCCCGCAACAACAGGAACACACCGAGCGACUACCUAAACUCUAACAGCCUGGAACUCUACGGCCGCCAAUACACGGGUCCCAAGGUUCCGGCAGACGACCCACUAGUUUCGCCCGGCAACUGCAAAGAUGUAAAGAAAUGGACCGACGCCAGCCCAGACAAAGGCUGGUAUUUUACGUUCGGAUCAGAAGAGGUUCUUGGGCCAGAGACGCGAGAACUCAUCUCUUUGCUCAAAAGGACGGGUGUGGACGUGGACUACUACGAAGAGAAGGGCGGGAUCCAUGCCUGGCCCGUCGCGUCACUCUAUCUGGGCGAAACGAAGGAAGAGAGGCUACACGGUCUACAAGACAUGGUUCGGGCGAUUCGCGAUCGCAUAUCAUAG